GGCCACAUUUCCCUAUUUCUAAGCUCUAACCCUAGCCCCAAAGAUUUCAUUUUGCAUCUAAACCCUUCAGCCGCUUCGCCUCUCUCCAUCUCCUCAGCGCCGCACCCUCCUCUUCUUUCUGAUCCUCUUCGCAAUGGCUGCUGUUGAACCUCCGGCUCCGGCUCCCGUUCCAGUUCCGGCUCCUGCUGCAGUAGAACCCACUUUGCCUCACCACGACGUCAAGCUCUUCAACCGCUGGAGCUUCGACGACGUCCAGGUGAGUGACAUCUCCCUGGCCGAUUACGUUGGAGUGGUACCAGCGAAACACGCCACUUAUGUGCCUCACACUGCUGGGAGGUACUCAGUGAAGCGAUUCAGGAAGGCCCAGUGCCCCAUUGUUGAGAGGCUUACGAACUCUCUUAUGAUGCACGGAAGAAACAACGGGAAGAAGCUCAUGGCUGUCAGGAUUAUUAGGCAUGCCAUGGAAAUCAUCCAUUUGCUCACUGACCUCAACCCAAUCCAAGUCAUUGUUGAUGCUGUUGUUAAUAGUGGUCCUCGUGAAGAUGCCACUCGUAUUGGGUCUGCUGGAGUUGUUAGGCGUCAGGCUGUGGAUAUCUCACCUUUGAGACGUGUUAACCAGGCAAUCUAUUUGCUUACAACCGGUGCUCGUGAGUCGGCUUUCAGGAACAUCAAAACCAUCGCUGAAUGCUUGGCUGAUGAACUGAUUAAUGCUGCAAAGGGUUCCUCUAACAGUUAUGCUAUCAAGAAGAAGGACGAGAUUGAAAGAGUUGCUAAGGCUAACCGUUAAGAGGCUACAGGAAAUGGUGAUGCAACAAGGGGAAAGUUUUGUUUGCAUUGGUUUAUUUACCCUUUUGUUUGGAAACUUUCUGUUUUAUAGUUGAACAUGUUAGAUUUUUAUGUCGUAUCAGUACCGAAUUA
Messenger RNA from Prunus avium (sweet cherry), 918 nucleotides. Its product is annotated as small ribosomal subunit protein uS7. The record is from RefSeq and is a predicted model, not a curated record. Gene Ontology annotation, cellular component: small ribosomal subunit. Gene Ontology annotation, molecular function: RNA binding; structural constituent of ribosome. Gene Ontology annotation, biological process: translation. Lineage: Eukaryota; Viridiplantae; Streptophyta; Magnoliopsida; Rosales; Rosaceae.